AAACUAAAAUCGAUUGUAGAACAAUGUGUUUGUAUUUGUAUCAGUAAAUGCACAUACACUAUCGAAAAUUAUCAAGGCAGAUAACGUUACACACGUCACGCCAGUUUAUUCAUAUUCAGUAAACUGGUAGUGAGCUAGCUAACUUACUUGGCUAGUUUAGAGCUAGCUAACUUUGACAGCUAGGGACAAUAAUAUUUACUUUACGCUCGUUUUAUUAUUUAAUGCUAACACAUUCUUGCUGCUUGCUGGUUAAAUCGGCUCAAAGUUAGACUACUAAUGUUAGCGACCAUCUGUCUGACGUUAAAUAAGUUCGUUAAGCUAAAUGACUUAGCUAGCCUAGCUCUAUGUCUGGCAACUGCAAGUUUGUAGCUGCACAGUUCUCUCAAUUUGCUCAUAUAUUGGCAAUCCAUUGUAUUUUUGUGGAUUGUGCCGCUGAUUAAUAGCAGUAAUGUUGUAGAAGCUCGUUGCUUCGAGUUAAGUUACACGGCAAGUUCUCGAGAUCUCCUGGUAACAACGUCACGAGUUGGCUAGUCGUAGGUUAGGAAUUUACUGGAUGAUUGUUGAGUAGUAGCUAGCUAGUAUGGGCAGUGUGUUAGCUGCCACUACCCCAAAUCCCCCCCCAGCUGCGGGGGGUAGUGGUCCAGGCGGGCCAGGAUUGGUAUCCGUGCCCCCUGGGUUCACCAUGCCUCCUGUGACCCCCCUCCUGCCCUCCUCCAGCACUGGUGCUGGCAGCUCCAGUGAGGUGGAAAACACCCUCCCCAACCCUGGCAGCUUUGAAGAAUGCCACCGCAAGUGCAAAGAACUCUUUCCCGUGCAAAUGGAAGGAGUGAAGCUGGUGGUCAACAAGGGCCUGAGCAACCACUUCCAGGUGAAUCACACAGUCGUUCUCAGCACUGUGGGAGAUUCCAGCUAUCGGUUUGGUGCCACCUACGUGGGCUCCAAGCAGACGGGACCUGCGGAGUCCUUCCCAAUUUUGGUUGGAGAUAUGGACAGCAGUGGCAGUCUCAACGCCCAGGUCAUACAUCAGCUCGCCAGCAAAAUCCGGUCCAAAGUGGUUUUACAGACGCAGCAGCAGAAGUUUGUGAACUGGCAGUGUGACGCAGAGUUUCGGGGUGAUGACUUCACAGCUACCGUCACCCUCGGCAACCCAGAUGUCCUUGUUGGUUCUGGCAUCGUGGUGGCGCACUACCUCCAGUCCAUCACGCCCGCCCUGGCCCUCGGAGGGGAGCUGGUCUAUCACCGCAGACCUGGGGACGAGGGGACCGUCACGUCCCUGGUGGGCCGGUACACGGGAGUUAAUUACGUGGCCACAUUGACAGUGGGUGGAGCCGGGGCUCACGCCUCCUACUACCACAAAGCCAAUGAUCAGCUGCAGGUAGGGGUGGAGCUUGAAGCCAGUACUCGGAUGCAGGAGACCAGUGUGUCCUUUGGCUACCAACUGGAUGUACCAAAAGCCAACCUGCUCUUCAAAGGUUCAUUAGACAGCAACUGGAUGGUGGGAGCGACUCUGGAGAAGAAGUUGCUCCCUCUACCCCUGUCCCUGACCCUGGGUGCUUUCCUCAACCAUCGCAAAAACAAGUUCCUGUGCGGCUUUGGCGUCACCAUUGGAUAGAGGCCUCGCAGUCCCACUCCUCCCGCAUGUCUGUCCCGAGAGAAACAAGGCCACUAAAGACUCGGACUCGGAGAGGUGAAGGGGCGACGGCUGGGCCCUGAGACAGGCCCUCUAACGGCUCCUGACCGGCUGACACACGGGCGUGCAGAGAGGAGGACAGCACCGCACUGAAAGACUCAAAGACGGUUCACAGACCCAGGUUCACAGGGAAAAUAAAUGCCAUCAGAGUGGUGAUGAACGGGGACAGAGUCGGUAGAAAACUGUUUAUUUUGUUUCCAUUUCAGUGUUUGGGGUGUGCAAAGGCCUUUUCUGGUCAGAUGGUGAAGUCAUGGAUACUAUUGUUGGGUGUGGUAGAGCAGCCUGUGCAGGAAAUGGUGGCAUAAUCCAGAUUUAUUUCUUAUUUGUUUCUUUUCUUGAAUAUGUGUGUGUUUUCAAGAGAUGUAUACACUCACUGAGCACUUUAAGUGCACGGGUGUUCCUAAUAAUCAUGCCGUUAUCUAAUCUGUCAAUUGAGUGGCAGCAGUGCAAUGCAUAAAAUCAUGUCGAUACAGGUUGAGGGCUUCAGUUAUUGUUCGCAUCAACCAUCAGAAUGGGCGUGGCAUGAUUGUUAGUGCCAGAGGGGCUGGUUUGAGUAUUUCUGUCACUGCUGAUCUCCUGGGAUUUUCACACACACUCACUAGUCCCCAGAGCAAAGAAUGGUGCAAAAAACAUAAAAAUACAGUGAGUUGAAGUUCUGCAGACAGAAACACCUUGUUCAUGGGAAACGUCAGAGGAGAAUGGCCAGACUAGUCAAAGCUGACAGGAGGUGACAGUAACGCAAAUAACCACACAUUACAACAGUGGUAUGCAGAAGAGCAUCUCUGAACACACAACGCAUCAUAACUCUAAGUGGAUAGGCUACAGCAGUAGAAGUCUAGAAAAUGUCCAAUAAAUACCCAAUAAAGUGCUCACUGAGUGUAUGUACAUAUAUAAGCCGAUAAUCAUAAGUGAAUUGCAUUUCAAAGUUAAAUUGUUUAAUGAAAAUGGAAAUCUUGUAAGCUGAUUCAGAGGGGGGGUGCAUUGUUAUUUAAAUAUUGUGGUACUUACUGCUGUUCAUCAUCACGUCUAUCUUAACAGGUGCUCUAGAACUAGAAUUUUUCAUAUAAAAAAAUAAAGACCACCGCUUUAUUUCAAGAUGCAUGGGGUCAAUAUCCUACAUAACUCCUUUAUCGCACCAUUCUCUGCAAACUCUAGAGCAGAGGUCACCAACCCUGGUCCUGGAGAGCUACUGGGUCUGCUGGUUUUUGUUUUCACCUUAAAAUCAGCACCCUGCUGAGUACCAGGUAACCAGGUGAGGUGAGUUAGCUGUGUAAUCAUCUGCUCUAAUUGAUCAAUUAAGUGCAGAGUAACAGCGAAAACCAGCAGACCCCGUAGCUCUCCAGGACCAGGGUUGGUGACCUCUGCUCUAGAGACUUGUACUUGAUCAGCCAUUUUUGAGCUACAAUCCACCCUGUCUGGCACCAACAAUCAUUCCAUGGUCAAAGUCACUUGGAUCACAUUCUGACAUCAGCUGAACCUCUUGACCACCUCUGCAUGUUUUUAUGCAUUUAGUUGCUGCCACAUGAUUAGCUGAUUAAAUAUUUGCAUUAACAA
Molecule: messenger RNA, 3244 nt
Organism: Conger conger (European conger)
Lineage: Eukaryota; Metazoa; Chordata; Actinopteri; Anguilliformes; Congridae
Gene: tomm40
Product: translocase of outer mitochondrial membrane 40 homolog (yeast)
Exons: 10
Coding region: 581-1612 (343 amino acids)
Biological process (GO): protein import into mitochondrial matrix
Cellular component (GO): mitochondrial outer membrane translocase complex; mitochondrial outer membrane
Molecular function (GO): transmembrane protein transporter activity
Source: RefSeq, a predicted model, not a curated record